Paramecium pentaurelia is the source of this 1010-nucleotide messenger RNA. The record is from the annotation of a GenBank genome assembly. Lineage: Eukaryota; Ciliophora; Oligohymenophorea; Peniculida; Parameciidae.
AUGAAAAAUAAAAGACAGGCAGAACAUAUAUCUGAUGAUUCUGGACUAACUUUCUUCGAAGCAUUCUAAAAAGCUAUUUCCAAAUUCGAAGUUGACAACUAAAAAUCUUAUCCCAAGCAAGAUAGUGAUCGAUUCACUCUAUAUGAAGAUUUGAAGUUAAUCCUAGAACUAUCUAAGGUCAAUUAGAUUGAACCUUAACAUUUUGAUAGAAUUGCAGCUUUGCUUAAAAGAUCAAAAGCAACCUUAAGAAGAAGGUAAUUAAUUAAUUAAACAUAGAUAUCAAGAGUACUUGAAAAAUAUUAAUCAAGAUGACUUGUAAAUUAUAUUUUCAUAUCUCUAACACUAUGGUGCUUAUGGAUAUUUAGUUUUUGCUAUUGAAGAUGGAUAAUAGAAACUAUAAGAUAUAGAGCCAAUAAAAUAAUAUGAGACUCCAAAUAAGACCCCAAUUCAAACCCCAAUUAAAUAAAUAACCAAAUAAGCCACACAGAUACCUGUAGUAAAUGCAUAAUAAAAUUCAUAACAAUAAUAGCCAUAAUAAUAAUAACCAUAACCAUAACAAUAAUUGAUUGAACCAGAAUCAUAAAAAAAAGUAAAACCUAAUAAUAAAUUUUAAUUGUCUGCGAAGUAAAUUUAAUAUUUAUAAUUUAGUUCAAAAUAUGAUGUUUCUAACAAAAAGAUCAAUGCCUUUAAGUAAGAAGCAGUUGUAUUAGAUGUAGAAUAGAAACAUGAAUGUGAAGAACUUAAAUUUACAUUAAAAACCUUAUCUGAAACUUUAAAAAUUUCAUAUUAGGAAUUAUGUCAAAGAAUGUAUUAAUGUUCAGGAGAUUUAAAUACACUUUUGGAUGUAUAUCUAAAUCAUUAAGAAAAUUUAUUAUGGACAAAGGAAGCUGAUGAAGCAUUGAAAGCUUAUUUAGUAGAAGAAAACUAAUUUGAGAAACAAAAAUUAAGGGCAAUACUUCAUGGAGAAGAAUAAAUAUAGAAAAGAAAGGAAUGGUUGUAUGGAAAAUGAA